Molecule: messenger RNA, 2331 nt
Organism: Saccharomycopsis crataegensis
Lineage: Eukaryota; Fungi; Ascomycota; Saccharomycetes; Ascoideales; Saccharomycopsidaceae
Gene: CDC53
Product: cullin CDC53
Exons: 1
Coding region: 1-2331 (776 amino acids)
Biological process (GO): protein ubiquitination; SCF-dependent proteasomal ubiquitin-dependent protein catabolic process
Cellular component (GO): SCF ubiquitin ligase complex
Molecular function (GO): protein-macromolecule adaptor activity; ubiquitin protein ligase binding
Source: RefSeq, a predicted model, not a curated record
AUGUCCUUACCUCAUCCAGACGACUUGCAAGAAACCUGGGCCUUUAUUGAACCAAGCUUGUACAAAAUUUUGGGCACAGAUGAUGACUCUGAUGGUGUGACGCCUGAUGAGUACAUGUCUUCAUAUACUGCGGUUUACAAUUAUUGUGUCUCGAGAUCAAAAGGUGGCAGCACCUAUCGUUCCAGCACCAACUCCAUCUUGUUGAUUGGUUCCGAGAUUUAUGCGAGAUUAAAGAACUUCCUUACCAACUACGUGCUACAAUUGACAAAACGUCCCGAUGAAACUUUCUUGCAAUUUUAUGUCAGACGAUGGAGAAGAUACACCAUUGGUGCUGGAUAUUUGAAUAACGUGUUUGAUUAUAUGAACCGGUACUGGGUAUCCAAAGAAAGAAGCGACGGCAGAAGAGACAUUUAUGACGUCAAUACUUUGGCGCUUUUAACUUGGAGAGAAAACAUGUUCGACAUCAAUUGCAACAUCUUGGUGGCGGAAAUCUUAGAACAAAUUAGAUUACACCGUUUGAAACAACAAAACUCACCAGCAUUACUCACACAUUCGAUCAAAUCUUUUGUAAUGUUGGGUAUCGAUAUUCAGGACUUGAAAAAACCAAACUUGGGAAUAUACAUUGAUAAGUUUGAAAAACAGUAUUUGAUUAAUACUAUAGAAUUCUACAAUACUGAAUCGAAUGAGUACUUGAAGACACACAACCUUAUCGAUUACAUGAAGCGGGCGGAGCACAGAAUUGCUGAUGAAACCAGUUUUGCCACCAACUUCCUCGAUGAAAGAAGUAGAAGGCCAUUAUUGGAAACCGUUUGCAAAUCUUUGAUUGAAAACCACGCACCAGUCAUGUAUGAAGAGUUUGAGAGACUAUUACAACAAGACCAAUUCUCUGAUAUCAACAGAAUGUACUUGUUGAUGCAAAAAGUCCAAAGCUCUUUGGACCCAUUGGCCAGAAAGUUUGAAGGUUAUAUUAAGAGUGAAGGGUUGAUGAAAAUCGAUAACAUGGAUAUCAAUGAUGACAAUAAAGGAGAUAGACCAGUGAGAAAGGCACCACCUAAGGUAUUGGCUACCGAUCAACAGAAAAAAUUGUACAUCAAAACUUUGAUUGCGGUUUACACUAAAUUCGUUUCCAUUGUCGAAAAAGCAUUCAAUAACGAUUUAUUAUUUGUUAAAGCCUUGGAUAAUGCCUGUAGAGGUUUUAUCAACAAGAACUCUGUGGCCCUGCCUCCAGGUUAUAAAGGUACUUCCAAGACGCCAGAAUAUUUGGCGAAAUAUACUGAUUUGUUGAUGAGAAAAAAUGCCAGAGAAAACGAUGUGAGUAGUGACAUGUCUGAAGAUGAUGUGAUGACUAUUUUCAAAUUCAUUACCGAUAAGGAUGCUUUUGAGAGUCAUUACAGAAAAUUGUUGGCCAAACGGUUGAUUUACGGGACAUCGAUGUCGGUGGAUACUGAAGAAAGUAUCAUUAGUAGAUUACAAAAGGAAAACUCGGUGCAAUACACUUCAAAAAUGACCAAGAUGUUCCAAGAUAUGAAGGCAUCAACCGAUUUGCAAGCUGCGUUUGCGCAAUACGUGGAAAAUAAGCCAAAUAAAAAGGAAAUUUUGGAUGAUUUUAACGUUUAUGUUUUGGCAGAAACCAUGUGGCCAUUCUCUGCAUUCAAGCAUGAAUUUUCACUCCCAAAAGAAUUGAUGCCAACCUACGAUGCGUUGGAAAGUCUUUAUAAUGAGAAACACACUGGUAGACAAUUGAAAUGGAUUUGGAACUUGUGUCGUGGGGAAAUCAAGGCCAACAUUUCUAAACCUGGCAAACCACCAUUCAUUUUGACCAUGACGCUUUUCCAAAUGGCGAUCAUUUUACGAUUCAACGAACAAGAUACUUAUACUUUUGCCGAAUUAGUGGAUAUUCUUAAGUUGCCAGAAGAAUAUGUCAGUGGUAAUUUGGCUCCAUUGAUCAAAUAUAAGUUGUUGAAUCAAUCUCCACCAGAUGCCGCCAAGAUUGGCGAAACUUCCACGAAAUUCACGGUAGUCAAAGAAUAUAGAUCGAAGAGAAUGAGAGUGAAUUUCGCCUCGAAUAUCAAGAUUGAACAAAAGCAAGAAUUGGAAGAAACCACCAAAGAAAUCGAGCAAGGUAGAGAAAUGUUUUUGCAAGCGUGUAUUGUUAGAAUCAUGAAGGCAAGAAAACAAUUGAAGCAUGUGUUGUUGGUGAAUGAAGUGAUUCAACAAUCGCAUACCAGAUUUAAGGCGCAAGUUUCCGAUAUCAAGAAAGCCAUUGAGAAUUUGAUUGAAAGAGAGUAUUUGCGGAGAGUGGAUUCGGAUACCUAUGAAUAUGUUGCAUGA